Molecule: messenger RNA, 1979 nt
Organism: Durio zibethinus
Lineage: Eukaryota; Viridiplantae; Streptophyta; Magnoliopsida; Malvales; Malvaceae
Cellular component (GO): Cul4-RING E3 ubiquitin ligase complex; cytoplasm
Molecular function (GO): protein binding
Source: RefSeq, a predicted model, not a curated record
UGACGUACGUGUAGUCGGUGUAUAUUAACACACAGAAAUCUACACACAGGAACACAUGUAUAAAACAGCAGAGAAAAAGCCUUUGGCUUUAAACCAACACUGCAACAAAAAAGAGAGGAACUGAUUUCUCUAUUUACUAGCUCCUAUUCACUGAGUCACGAACAACACAGAAAACCCUUGUUGGGUUUCAAUCGCGAAUCAAAGUUGAUUGAUUUUUAAUUCUUUGUUUUUUUUCUUAUAUAAAAAAUUCCAAAAAACUCUUCUUUUUUUUAAUUGAUGAUGAGGAAUAAAAGGGCAAGGACGAGCGUCCACAAGGCGGUGGUUGAUGUUUGGCAACGGGAAGUCGGGGAACUCUCGACUAGGAAUUUCGCCAACCGACUUGCCGCUUCCAAGGAUCUUUUGCUUCGACUUGAAAUUUACAAGAAACUUGAAAAGCACCGAGGUUGUGUGAACACUGUGAGCUUUAAUGCUGAUGGUAACAUUUUAGUCUCUGGCUCUGAUGACAAGCGGGUUAUUCUAUGGGAUUGGGAAACUGGGCGUGUCAAGCUUUCUUUCCAUUCAGGCCAUGUCAGCAAUGUUUUCCAAGCAAAAAUCAUGCCAUACACAGAUGAUCGCAGCUUGGUUACUUGUGCUGCAGAUGGGCAGGUUCGACAUGCUCAAAUUUCGGAACGUGGUGUCAAAACUAGGCUGCUGGCCACACAUCAGGGACGAGCUCAUAAAUUGGCCAUUGAACCAGGAAGCCCUCAUGUAUUUUACACUUGUGGUGAAGAUGGAUUAGUUCAGCAUAUUGAUCUUAGAACUGCAGCAGCAACAGAACUUUUCACAUGCCCUCCAAUUGAUGAUAGCAGAGCCUUCAUGCCAGUUGUCAAUCUCAAUGCUAUUGCAAUUGAUCCAAGGAACCCAAAUCUCUUUGCAAUUGCAGGAUCGGAUGAGUAUACUCGACUUUAUGAUAUUCGCAAAUAUAAGUGGGAUGGCUCAACUGAUUUUGGUCAACCUACAGAUUAUUUUUGCCCCCCUCAUUUGAUUGGUGAUAAUCAUGUUGGAAUAACAGGCUUGGCCUUUUCAUAUCAGAGCGAGCUUCUUGUCUCCUACAAUGAUGAGUUCAUCUAUCUCUUUACACGGGAUAUGGGACUGGGGCCCAAUCCAGUCCCAUCUUCUCCAUUGUCUGCAUGUAGUGAAGCAAGUGAAAUGGGACUUGAUCCCUCAGCUAUGUCAGCAUCAGCUAUGGAAACUGAUGUGAAAGCUAUUCCCCAAGUUUAUAAGGGACAUAGAAAUUGUAAGACAGUGAAGGGUGUGAGCUUUUUUGGACCUAAAUCUGAUUAUGUGGUUAGUGGAUCUGAUUGUGGCAGAAUAUUUAUUUGGAAGAAGAAAGGUGGAGAGCUCAUUCGUGUUAUGGAAGCAGAUAAACGUGUAGUCAACUGUAUUGAGUCUCAUCCUCAUAUCACAGUUCUUGCUAGCAGUGGAAUUGAGAAGGACAUCAAGAUAUGGACUCCGAAGGCUAUUGAUAAAGCACCUCUUCCAACAAACAUUGAAAAGGUUCCAAAACCAGCCUUCUUCCAUUUGUUGACCUUUGCUGCAUUCAACGAGGAUGAUGAUGAUUAUACUUUUUUUGAUGUUGAUGAUGAUGAUGAUGAUGAUGGGGAAGAUGAUAGUGAUGAUGAUUAUGAUGAUGUUUAUGAUGACAUCGAUGAUGACGACGAUGAUGACGAUGACGAUGAUGAUGACGAUGAUGGUGAUGAAGAUGUUGAUAGUGGUGAUGAUAGGGAUUGCAAUGAUGAUGUUCAAACCAAAACCUGGGGGCUGGAUGUACCGAGUAACUACACCACAGGAUCUGAUGUUGCAUUUAUUUUCACUGCGGCAUGGUAGCCCGGAGCGGAAUGGAGAAAACUCAUCAGUGGCAGGCAGGGAACUUGUACAACUUAUGUUAUUCAAUGCCAAUAGUGAUGCUUCUUCAGAUGAUGAAGGGGAUGCCUCUGGUC